Nelumbo nucifera (sacred lotus) is the source of this 940-nucleotide messenger RNA. NCBI's taxonomy places the organism in Eukaryota, Viridiplantae, Streptophyta, Magnoliopsida, Proteales, Nelumbonaceae. The record is from RefSeq and is a predicted model, not a curated record.
UUGUCCUCACUUGUCCAUCGAUGCAUGCCUUGUUCCUUUUGUCGCAGAAAAACUAAUGAAGAUUUAGUUAAUUUCAUACAGGAAAAGCUUCUUGCUUCAAUGAGUCAAAAGCCACCAUUAACUAAUGAAGAACACAAAGUCCUUUCUCCUAUGCAGGGUGACCAGGCGCUCAGAAGGGUUUUCUCUGAUGUUUCUGCUGAAAUGUACAAAUAUCACAAGGAAAGCAAUGAAGUCGAGAGUGUCAAAUGCGAAUGUUGUGGGCUCAUCGAGGAUUGCACUCCUGAUUAUAUGGGACGUAUUAGGAAUUUAUAUUGCGGUAAAUGGGUUUGUGGACUGUGUUCAGAAGCUGUGAAAGAACGAUUAAAGCGAGCUCCGGGAACGGCAAUGGAGGAAGCUGUAAGUUGUCACAGGGAUUUCUGCCAGAAAUUCAGCAGUACGACAAUACCCAACCCAAAGCUCUCUUUGGCAUGGGCCAUGAGGGAUAUAGCAAAGAGAAGCUCUCUACGGAGGGGUUCCAAUAUGUUCUCAAAACAAAAGAUUGCCAGAACCAACAGCUGCGAUCAUAGGAUUCGUCUGUAGUAGGAACGCGCGCACCACCUUGAAUUAAUUAGUGAUUUAUGACAACCCCUUCAUAUUUCAAGCUUUGCAGCUGGAGCUUCUUCAAACAAUUACAUACAUGAAGCAAGACAUAGUACUUUUCUUGAUUAAGUUGUUAGUUUGCUUUUUGUUUUUUGUUUUUUUUCCUUUGUAAAUUUCUAGUCUAAAACGGGAUCUGCUAUUAUAGUGAAUUGUGAUAUAGAAGAAACCCAGUGGGGAUGAAUGAUCUGAUAGCUAAACUCGAUCCUGUUAAUGUUCUAGAUGAAAUUUGGGUCAGCCCGUUUUACUUAAAUUACUUUAUUUGGGGCUGAACCCAGCUUGAACUGCAACUUUGUGGAUCACA